Penicillium soppii is the source of this 1044-nucleotide messenger RNA. RefSeq lists its product as uncharacterized. The record is from RefSeq and is a predicted model, not a curated record. The transcript has a single exon. Lineage: Eukaryota; Fungi; Ascomycota; Eurotiomycetes; Eurotiales; Aspergillaceae. The coding region runs from base 1 to 1044 and encodes 347 amino acids.
AUGGAAUCAGCGGACCCGCGCCAGUUGUUCAAUGUAUCCUGGACCAUCCACCGUCUCUCCCCUCUCCAUCAUGGAAAAGACUGUGAAAGCCUCCUAGACAACCAGGUCGCCUUGAAAACAUACGCAACACGUCUACGUGACCAUCUCACAGGCGAUGUUCUCGCUGGGAUUCAAGCAAGUACGGGCGCAGCAGACGAUGACGCGCUCUCGAAAACUGGCGCCCUCAAAAAUUGUCUGUGGCACCCAAUCUCUCUCCAAUCAUCCCUGGGCGACGAAACGCCCAGAUCCUGGGAUACCUCAUUUUCUGGAAUUCUAGUGAUACUGGAAUAUGAAAAUAUCACCUACAAGGCCGCUCUGCUCGCAGAGACCUCAGCAACAUCCAAUGAGCGCAAGGGAUCCACAUCUCUCCCUCUCCUCCUAACCAGGUUCCCGACUGCUCUCCGGCAGACCUUUCUCGCAUUUUUGUCUGCCAAUUUCGACACCUACGUCUCGCCCCUGAGACUCCCGUCGAGUUUUCUCUGUGCGGGUUUAGAGACGUAUCUCGACGCCCUGCGCUCUCAGCCAGGUGCGGCCGAGACCGUCGAAGAUGUGGUCAAAGAACUCCAGCUUACACUCUCCUUCUCGCCAUCCAUCGCGCCAGCAUUGAGAUCACUCAAUGUCAAUCUAUCCCGUACCGCGCUGGCAGACUUCCUUCGCGAGUCGCGACCAGCGCCGAAGCGUACUCUGAAGCAGAAAUUGCGGAGCCCUUUGAUUGCCAAUCUUACUUCUUAUCUGGAGACCCAUCUCGCUAUGAAUGUUGAUCUGGACGGGUCGUCAAAUGAGGCUUCCAAGAAACAUGUGCGGCUAUCUAAGGUUACUUGUGCUGCUUUUGUCUUGGGUGGUGAGGGCCGCGUGAAGCUCGUUGUGGCAGCUGAUAAGGACGGUGGAGAUGACUCGGCGGAGCGGGCUCGAAGUGACAAGCACAAAUUGGCUUUGGAGGCUGGGCAAGAGCUUCUUCGGUCUGUGGCUCGGAGGGCGGUUGUUGGGGAUCAAACGACCACAUGA